CUGCCUGCCACGAUGGGAAUCUGAAAGGGGGAUAGUAGUCUCUGGGCAAAGAGACAAGAGCGAGCAGAAGCGGGGCUGGGUUGCCUUCUGGAUUUGGGAGCUUCGGGGCGCAGAGUUCAGAGCCCUGGAUCGAGGAGUAUGGAGCCUGUUACCAAGUGGAGCCCUAAGCAAGUAGUGGAGUGGACUAAGGGACUGGAUGAUUGUCUUCAGCAGUAUAUUCAAAAAUUUGAACAAGAGAAGAUAAGUGGGGCUCAGCUGCUGCAGAUUUCACAUCAGGAUCUUGAAGAAUUGGGUAUCACCCGGAUUGGACAUCAGGAGCUUGUGUUGGAGGCUGUGGAUCUCCUCUGUGCAUUGAAUUAUGGCCUCGAAACAGACAAUAUGAAGAACCUGGUUCUUAAGUUACGAGCUUCUUCCAACAAUCUGCAAAACUACAUCAGCAUCCGGAGGAACAGUUCAAAUUAUGAUGGAAAUACCUUGCGCAAACCCCCUAAUGAAUUCCUCACCUCAGUGGUGGAGCUUAUUGGCUCUGCUAAGGCUUUGUUGACAUGGCUGGACAGGACUCCAUUUACUGGGAUAACUGAUUUUUCUGCAACAAAGAACAAAAUCAUUCAACUCUGCUUGGAUCUCACCACCACUGUCCAGAAGGAUUGUCAUGUAGCUGAAAUGGAAGAUAAAGUUCUUAACGUAGCCAAAAUUUUAAAUGGAAUUUGUGAUAAGACAAUCCGAUCAACAACUGAUCCACUAAUGAGCCAGGGUGCUUGUCUUGAAGAGGUUCAUUUAACUAAUAUCAAACCUGGCGAAGGCCUGGGAAUGUACAUAAAAUCUACGUACGAUGGAUUACAUGUUGUUACUGGAACAACAGAAAAUUCUCCAGCUGAUAAGUCUCAGAAAAUUCAUGCUGGUGACGAAGUGAUUCAGGUGAAUCGCCAGACUGUGGUGGGAUGGCAGCUGAAGAACCUUGUGAGGAAACUGCGGGAGAACCCUUCUGGAGUUACUUUACUAGUAAAGAAACGUCAUACAGGCUCUUUUAAUUUUACUCCUGCUCCCCUUAAAAACCUAAGAUGGAAACCACCACUUGUACAGACCAGCCCUCCCCCAACUACAACCCAGUCACCUGAAAGCACUAUGGAAACUUCCUUGAAGAAGGAGAAGCCAGCCAUUUUGGACCUUUACAUACCUCCACCACCAGCUGUUCCAUAUGCUCCUCGGGAUAAGGGAAGCUUUGUUUAUGGAGGAGGCAAUAAACCAAAGCUGCCUCUACCUGGUUCCAAAGGGGCAGAAUCUCCAAAUUCUUUCCUGGAUCAGGAAUGCAGGAGGCGAAGGUUUACCCAUACAGUUUCUGAUCCUUUGACUCGUCCCAUAGCAGCAAAUAUUCUACCUGCAAAGAUGCGAGAAAAAACUCCAUCUUAUGGAAAGCCUCGCCCGCUGUCUAUGCCUGCUGAUGGAAACUGGCUGGGAGUUGUAGAACCCUUCUCUAAGCCCCGAGCAAUGGGGAGAAAAGGUGAAAAUGUCCUGUGCCGGUACUUCAGCAAUGAAAGGAUCCCUCCCAUUAUUGAGGAAAGUUCCCCAUCGCAACAUCGUUUCUCCAGGCCUGUGGCUGAAAGGCAACUAGUGAGAGGUGCAGACUACAUCAGAGGGAGCAGGUACUUUGUCAACGUAGAUCUUCAUAACAGUGCAACUAUCCCUUUCCAGGAGGAAGGGGCCAAAAGGCCACCUGUAAGCGCCCCCACAAAAUCUUCCUCCACAGAACCUUCAUUACUGGUCAGCUGGCUCCAAAGGCUGAAGCUGUUGACUCACUGAAUCACUGCUUGGAUUAUAACUUUCAGGAUAUGCUAUCAAGUGCCUUUUUUCUUCUGACCCCACUCAGUCAGACAGCAUUGUUAUUCAAUGGUCUCUCCCCUGGAGGAUCCCUUUCUUCUGAGAUCACUGUCUCAAUUUCACUGGAGUUGGUGUGAGAUCAAAAGAUGUCGCCUUUCUUGCCUACCUGAGAUCAGAUGGUCAUUCAGUCCUUCAGAGAAACUGAUCCGGCUUGACUGAUCUUGCAGGUUACUGCAGACCUGAAAUCUGCACAACCUGUGCAGGGCAAAGCAACCUCUGCAUUGUAAUGAAACCUGGUAGCACUUCAUUUGCUACAAUGCUAUGUGAUCUACUGGUUGUGAAGACUGUGUAGUGCUCAGCAGAAAAUAAAUUCCCAUGCUGCUCUUCUGACCAAGAAGGAAAAAAAAAGAGAGAGGGAGAUUACUCCCCCCUCUUCCUUUGAACAACAUUGUGGUACUGCAUGUGGCUGCGGAUGACUGAAAUCCAUAAGGAAUAAAAGGCAGUUUCUUCGUUUCAUUCUGAUUAGUCAGAAAUGGGAACCUAUCCUAGUUGAUACCGUAGUUAUUAAAAUAUCAAUACAGGUAAAAACUCUUCCCUGAAUUGCUGCAGCGUGCAUUCAGUUAAGACAUGGAUUGCUACAACAUGCCAAGGAAAUGCGUCUCUAGGGAUGAUGGUAAAAAAAGAUCGAUCUUCUUUUAUAAUGUUAAAAUUGAAUAGCUGUUAACCAAAGUAUUUUUCUGAAAACAAAUCCCUGCAGAUUUCUGGAUCAGCCACAGAAAUUCAAGGUUGGUCUGUUUUGAUGUUGUUUGUGCUUUAAGACGCUUUACUGUUUUAAAGCAAUGCCUGAAAACCUGUUUGGCCUCCAUUAAUUUAGUAGCAUUGAAUGGGAGGUGGGCUGGUUUGUGGAGGAAGAAACUUGAAAGAGUGUUAGGAUGCUGAGAAAUUGUUGAUUUACAAAACAAAUGUAUGGAAGAGUUUUGUUAGAAAUCCACCAAGCACAUUCUGUUUCAGCAUAAUUUAAAAGUAUUAAAUAGAGCUGUAUAUAUAUAUUUUUUAUUCUUAACCCUAGGAAAUCUGUACAUUCUCUCUACAGUACUGUGCACUAAUUAGCCAUUGCAAAAAGUUGUUGUUUCCUAUUAAAUUAACAGCCAGAUAUUUCACUUGGACAAUCUCAGUUUGGUUAAUGGACUUUUGUGAAUUGUCUACACUAAAGAAAGAAAUUUAAUUAAUCAUA
Heteronotia binoei (common prickly gecko) is the source of this 3052-nucleotide messenger RNA. RefSeq names its product CNKSR family member 3 (gene CNKSR3). Gene Ontology annotation, molecular function: protein binding. Lineage: Eukaryota; Metazoa; Chordata; Lepidosauria; Squamata; Gekkonidae. The transcript has 13 exons. The coding region runs from base 139 to 1800 and encodes 553 amino acids. The record is from RefSeq and is a predicted model, not a curated record. Gene Ontology annotation, biological process: regulation of signal transduction. Gene Ontology annotation, cellular component: membrane; cytoplasm.